AUGAGCAUAGGAAAUUCUUUAGGUGAGUAUGAAAAAGGACAGAUUGAUGCUUAUUUUCUAAUAGAAAUAAAUAUUAAGCAAAUUGGUACUAUAUUGGACAGAAGCAAGACUGCAAUUAGAAAUUAA
Vairimorpha ceranae is the source of this 126-nucleotide messenger RNA. RefSeq lists its product as hypothetical. Lineage: Eukaryota; Fungi; Microsporidia; Nosematidae. The coding region runs from base 1 to 126 and encodes 41 amino acids. The record is from RefSeq and is a predicted model, not a curated record. Gene Ontology annotation, molecular function: DNA binding. The transcript has a single exon.